AUAAGCCGCAAGAAAAACCAAAGAAAAAGAGGGAGUGUGAGAGAUAAAAGAGAAAAAACAAAAGAGAAAUGAAUUUUAAAAAAAAACGACCGCUGCUAUAACUCUCUUUUCUCUCUCAAUCUCUUUCACCGCCGACUUCGUAACGGCUAGCCAUAGCAUUUCGGCGGCGCCGAUUGCUCGUUACGCUGUCUAUCUUUUCUAACUCCUCCGCUUUUUUCUGAUCUCUCUCAUCCUCUGAAACUAACUUUUGUUUCCUUUCUCAAAUUUUUUGUUUUGUUUUCUUCGUAUUAUUUCCGAUAUAAGAGUCGUUGAACGUUCUUAGGUUUCAGAUUAAUAUUGUCGGUGGAAAAUGAUUGGAUCGUUUCUUACAAGAGGACUAGUGAUGGCUUUUGGCUACGCUUAUCCCGCAUAUGAGUGCUACAAAACUGUGGAGAUGAAUAAGCCAGAGAUUGAGCAACUUCGCUUUUGGUGCCAGUAUUGGAUUUUGGUUGCAGUUUUGUCAGUUUGUGAGAGAAUUGGUGAUGCCUUUAUUUCAUGGGUUCCUAUGUACAGUGAAGCAAAGUUAGCAUUCUUUAUAUAUCUGUGGUACCCUAAAACAAAAGGAACUACUUAUGUAUAUGAUUCCUUCUUUAGACCAUAUGUUGCGAAGCAUGAGAAUGAAAUUGAUCGUAAUUUGUUGGAACUGAGGACUAGAGCUGGAGAUAUGGCAAUUUUAUAUUGGCAAAGAGCUGCAAGCUAUGGACAGACAAGAGUUUUUGAAAUUUUGCAGUAUGUUGCCUCACAGUCGACACCAAGGCCUCGCCCUGCCCAGUCACAACAAGGUGCCAGGGCUCGCCAACCUACUGCUCCCAACCGCCAACCAGCUACUGCAACUCAACCAGCGACUGAAGAACCACCAUCUCCAACUUCUAGUACGUCGUCAAGUCAGCACCAAGAGGAAGUAGCUGAAGAGGUGGGUCCGUCACAAGUGCCUCAAGCAGCUCCUCCUGCAAGAGCAAAUUCCCAGAAGGCCAAUACUGCUACCUCAAACACUCAAAAGGCUAAUUCAGCAUCCUCCAAUGCUCAGAAAGCAAAUUCAGCAGCCUCAAAUGCUCAAAAAGCAAAUUCAGCAUCCUCCAAUGCUCAGAAAGCAAAUUCAGCAGCCUCAAAUGCUCAAAAAGCAAAUUCAGCAGCCUCCAAUGCUCAGAAAGCAAAUUCAGCAGCCUCAAACGCUCAAAAAGCAAAUUCUGCAGCCUCGAAUGCUCAAAAGGCAAAUUCUGCAGCAGAAAGUACCAGCCAGAGUAUGCCAACUGAACAAGAAGCAAUGCAGGUGGAUCCGGUGUCUUCUGCAGCAGAUGAAAAUGCGAAUCCUCCUCGGAAGGAGACUGUCAUGGAAGAAACCAUUCGGCGGGUAACACGUAAUGGAUUGAGAAACCGUUCUGCAUCAAACCAUUAAACAACCAAACACUCAGUUUCAACUAUUUUGAAUUUAAUCCGUAGGUGGAUAAUAGGGGUAUUGUAUUACUGUAAUAGACAUUGAUGUAAAUUUGUUGUCGUAUUUAGUUUCUAUUUCAUUGGUUGCUUAA
Pistacia vera is the source of this 1565-nucleotide messenger RNA. Its product is annotated as HVA22-like protein i. The transcript has 7 exons. The coding region runs from base 350 to 1435 and encodes 361 amino acids. Lineage: Eukaryota; Viridiplantae; Streptophyta; Magnoliopsida; Sapindales; Anacardiaceae. The record is from RefSeq and is a predicted model, not a curated record.